Messenger RNA from Penaeus vannamei (Pacific white shrimp), 1462 nucleotides. It is a transcript of the gene Taf6, whose product is annotated as TBP-associated factor 6. Gene Ontology annotation, biological process: RNA polymerase II preinitiation complex assembly; transcription initiation at RNA polymerase II promoter. Gene Ontology annotation, molecular function: RNA polymerase II general transcription initiation factor activity; transcription coactivator activity; protein heterodimerization activity. Gene Ontology annotation, cellular component: transcription factor TFIID complex; SLIK (SAGA-like) complex; SAGA complex. NCBI's taxonomy places the organism in Eukaryota, Metazoa, Arthropoda, Malacostraca, Decapoda, Penaeidae. The record is from RefSeq and is a predicted model, not a curated record.
UCGCUACAUUUAGCGUAAACAAACAGAUAAUCGGGAAAUAUGGCGGAAGACUGUCAAGUAGCUCCGUCUUUUCCAACAGAGUCAAUUAAAGUGAUUGCAGAGAGUAUAGGGAUAUCAGCAGUAGGCGACGAUGUAGCUAAAGAAUUGUCAGAAGAAGUCACCUUCAGAUUAAAGAUCCUAAUUCAGGAUGGGAUGAAAAAUAUGCACCAUGGCAAGAGAAAACGUUUCUCGACCGCUGAUUUUGAUAAUGUAUUAAAAUUAAAAAAUAUAGAGCCACUUUAUGGUAUCCACCCGGGAGAACAUAUCCCCUUCAGAUUUGCUUCUGGUGGAGGACGAGAGCUUCACUUUCUAGAGGAUAAAGAACUUGAAAUUAACGAAAUGGUAUCAUCAUCAACGCCACGGCUCCCACUACAGAUGACAGUCAAACCUCACUGGCUGGCCAUUGAAGGUGUACAGCCAACUAUACCAGAAAACCCUCCGCCAAUUACUAAAGAUGCUCAAAAGAAGGACUCUGUGGAUCCAGCAGCUAAGCUGUCAGCUCAGCAGGAGAACAAGGAUCAAAAGCAUAUUCAUGGCCGAGGCAUGAAGAGCAUUGAGACAGUAAAGGUGAAGCAGUUGGCUACUCAUGAACUUUCUGCAGAACAACAGCUUUAUUACAAAGAGAUCACUGAAGCUUGUGUUGGUUCUGACGAGCCUAAAAGAGGGGAAGCACUUCACAGCUUGGCCUUUGACCCAGGUCUCCACCAGAUGGUCCCACGGUUGUGUACAUUCAUUGCUGAGGGCAUCCGGGUGAAUGUUGUGCAGAAGAACCUGGCUCUUCUCAUCUACCUUAUGCGAAUGGCCAAGGCUUUGUUAGACAAUCAGACUCUUUAUUUGGAAAAAUAUAUGCAUGAAUUGGUACCAUCAGUGAUGACAUGCAUUGUGAGUCGACAGUUGUGCAUGAAGCCAGACAUGGAUAAUCACUGGGCUUUAAGGGAUUUUGCGGCCCGCCUUAUUUCACAGAUUUGCAAGAAUUACAACACAACCACAAAUGGCUUGCAGACUCGAAUUACAAGGGUGUUUUCUCGCUGUCUCAAUACUGAGAGGACUCCCCUGUCUUCUGUAUAUGGUGCUGUUGCUGGUUUGUCGGAACUUGGUCCUGAAGUGACAAAAGUAUUUGUGUUACCAAAGCUUCGGGCAUUAAGCGACAAGAUUGAGCAGUGCAUGGAGGGCAUGAAUGCUUAUGACAAGAAUGCUGCUUCUCACAUCAAAGGCCUGUUACUGAAAACUGUAGCACCAGUUCUAAAGACACUGCGAAACCCUCCUGAUACAGUAGCUGAUUAUAAGAUGGAGUAUGGAUACCUGGGCCCACAGUUACAAACAGCUGUAGUGAAGGCACGGCAAGCACCCCCCCCUCCCACUACCACACUCACAGCACCUAUCAGAGCCAUUACGCCCACUACUACUCGCAUCAUACAGCAGG